Molecule: messenger RNA, 2019 nt
Organism: Choloepus didactylus (southern two-toed sloth)
Lineage: Eukaryota; Metazoa; Chordata; Mammalia; Pilosa; Megalonychidae
Gene: TGFB1
Product: transforming growth factor beta 1
Exons: 7
Coding region: 37-1212 (391 amino acids)
Biological process (GO): regulation of cell population proliferation; transforming growth factor beta receptor signaling pathway; BMP signaling pathway
Cellular component (GO): extracellular region
Molecular function (GO): cytokine activity; growth factor activity; type II transforming growth factor beta receptor binding
Source: RefSeq, a predicted model, not a curated record
GCGCUUUCGGCAGUGCCGAGGGGCGCCGCCUCCCCCAUGCCGCCCUCCGGGCUGCGGCUGCUGCCGCUGCUGCUGCCGCUACUGCGGCUGCUAGUGCUGACGCCGGGCCGGCCGGCCGCGGGGCUGUCCACCUGCAAGACCAUCGACAUGGAGCUGGUGAAGCGGAAGCGCAUCGAGGCCAUCCGCGGCCAAAUCCUGUCCAAGCUGCGGCUCGCCAGCCCCCCGAGCCAGGGGGAGGUGCCGCCCGGCCCGCUGCCCGAGGCCGUGCUCGCCCUCUACAACAGCACCCGCGACCGGGUGGCCGGGGAGAGCGCCCAGCCGGAGCCCGAGCCCGAGGAGGACUACUACGCCAAGGAGGUCACCCGCGUGCUAAUGGUGGAAAACAACCAAAAGAUCUAUGAGAAGAUCAAGCCCAGCCCACACAGCAUAUAUAUGCUCUUCAACACGUCGGAGCUCCGCGAAGCAGUGCCCGAACCCAUUUUGCUCUCCCAGGCAGAGCUGCGCUUACUGAGGCUCAAGUUAAAAGUGGAGCAGCACGUGGAGCUGUACGAGAAAUACAGCAAUGAUUCCUGGCGCUACCUCAGCAACCGGCUGCUGAACCCCAGCGACACGUCCGAGUGGCUGUCCUUUGACGUCACCACAGUCGUGCGUCGUUGGCUGAGCCAAGGAGGGGAAACAGAGGGCUUUCGCCUCAGCGCCCACUGCUCUUGUGACAACAAAGACAACACGUUCCAAGUGGGCAUCAACGCAGGGCUCACUUCCCCUCGCCGGGGUGACCUGGCCGCCAUUUACGGCAUGAACCGGCCCUUCCUGCUCCUCAUGGCCACCCCCCUGGACAGGGCCCAGAACCUGCAAACCUCCCGGCACCGCCGCGCCCUGGACACCAACUACUGCUUCAGCUCCACGGAGAAGAACUGCUGCGUGCGGCAGCUGUACAUCGACUUCCGCAAGGACCUGGGCUGGAAGUGGAUCCACGAGCCCAAGGGCUACCACGCCAACUUCUGCCUGGGGCCCUGCCCCUACAUCUGGAGCCUAGACACGCAGUACAGCAAGGUCCUGGCCCUGUACAACCAGCACAACCCGGGCGCGUCGGCGGCGCCGUGCUGCGUGCCGCAGGCGCUGGAGCCGCUGCCCAUCGUGUACUACGUGGGCCGCAAGCCCAAGGUGGAGCAGCUGUCCAACAUGAUCGUGCGCUCCUGCAAGUGCAGCUGAGGCCCCGCCCCGCCCGGCAGGCCCGGCCCCGCCCCCGCCCCGGGGCUGUAUUUAAGGACCAUUAAAGGUGGAGAGAGGACUGGGGGGGACUCUGUGUCAUUGGGGGGUCGGACUGGGGCGCCCUCUGUCUCCCCCCGUCUCUCUCCAGCCACCAUCCAUUGGCCCCUCAUCACAGGAACACUUCUUGAGCACGUUAUGCCUUGAGGGCUCCUCCAGGCGCUGGGAAUGAGUGGUGGUCCCAGUGAGAUCUGUGUAUUAAUUACCUCCUUUAGUCACUGUAACAAUGUCCUGAUAUCUAGGAGCUCUGCUGACACCGAUUUUAAAGGUGAGGAAAACUGAAGUCCAGAGAGGUUAAGAGAACAGGACACAUUUUCUGCCCACCUGGAGCCUGCUCUUAGGGCAGGAGACAGGCCAGUAGAGCAGGGUGGCGUGAAGAGACGCAGGGGAGUGUGAAGAGACGCAGGGGGGCUUCUCUGAGCAGGUGGCGAUGGGCUGAGGCGUGAAGGUGGCCUGGGGGAGGACUGGGGCGAGUAUCCUGGGAGCAGGAGGACAAAAGCAGAGGCCUGGAAGUGGGGCUGUACUUGGGGUGUGCUGGAUAGCAAGGAGAGGCCAGUGUGGUCGGAAGAGGAGCUGUAGGGGUGUGGGAGCUGAGUCAGAUCUGUGACACUCACAGGUUACAAGUGUGUUGUCUUUACUAGCUCAUUCCAUUUGCCCCAAAACCGGAUAGAGCAGGGGUCGACCAACUACAGCCCCCAGGCUAAUUCAGCCCCUGCCUGUUUUGGUGAAUAAAGUUUUAUUGACAGCUCA